Messenger RNA from Morus notabilis, 1637 nucleotides. RefSeq lists its product as uncharacterized. The transcript has 6 exons. The record is from RefSeq and is a predicted model, not a curated record. NCBI's taxonomy places the organism in Eukaryota, Viridiplantae, Streptophyta, Magnoliopsida, Rosales, Moraceae. Gene Ontology annotation, molecular function: chromatin binding. Bases 57 to 1382 code for a protein of 441 amino acids.
UCUCUUUCUCUUUCUCUCUCUACAUUUCCAUUCUUCUAGAGGUCUCGCCAAAAAGGAUGAUCAUAGAAGCACUGCCAGCUCCGAAUCCAAUAUCGGAGCCGGAAAGCGGAAAUGGCGACGAGGCGACUUUGGAGUUCAGGUCGUACGGCGACGACGCCUGGUACAGCGUCCGGGUUUGGGCGGAGGGAGACUCCGGCGACGGCGAGCAUCUCCGCGUCAGGUAUUGCGGCUUCCCCGACGCCCACGACAACGUUUUCCGGCGAGACGACUUCGGAGAGCUUAAGAAGCUGGACGACUUCGCGGCCAGGUUCAGGCCGAUCUCCCUUCAGCUCCAAGACUCCGAGUGCUCCCGCGCCCCCACGGGCUUGCUCGUCUGCGCCUCCCACUAUUUUCGCGACGACGACGUUCGCUUCUACGACGCUCUCGUCGAGGCGGUGGAUCGUGCUGAACAUUCUUUUGUCAAAGGAGAAGAAGAGUGUUCGUGCACCUUUACUCUAUCUUGGUUGCACGGUCCUAAUGUUGGAAAUUAUACUGCUGAAAAUAUCGGACAGAUAUGCAGAGUCCAGUUUAAUGAGGAAAUUGAUCCUACUGUGGCCUCUUUUAUUAGGGCAGCGAGAGAGAAAAUUCACAUGGCUUCUUAUAUUUCAAACUUGAGUCCUAAGUUUGAAGUCGGUAAAGGUUUUACUCCUAAUGUUCAUGGAGAAAUUCCUAAGAUGAAAAUUGGGCACAAGCUAAGCUUCUCUCAUCAUUUGAAGCAGGGAACGAGGUGCACCAACUGGUCUUUGAGUGAUUCGAUGUUGUCCAAAUGGAUAAUCGGCUAUCCUUGUGAAAGGAUUGGACAAGACACAGAUUUUGGAGGUGUUGACGACUAUUAUUUGAUAGUUGUUGAGAAUCUUGAGAAAGACUUAACGCCUUUGGCAAUGAUGGAAUUCAUAAGUAAAGAAGCAAAAGUCUUAUCUCAAGCAUUUAUUCUACCAAGUUUGUCAUCGGAUUACGUUACAAGAGGUAAUAUUCUGUUGGACAGCAGAAGGAAUUUUGAGAGGUUAUGUGACUUUUUGGAGAACCCAGAUCAGGUCGUUGUGUCUUCAAAUGGAAGGCCAUGGGUGAUAACAGAAAAAAUGUCAGUGCGUGAUGCACUUCUAGUAUCAAUUGAGACCUUUGCGCUUAUAUCCCAGAAGAUUUUAGGGAAGACUAAAAAUAUUGGAAGUGGCAGUGGAUUGAAGGUUGUGCGAAGAGGAACCGUUGAAUACACGAUUGCCAAGAAGCUAAGCAAUUUGUACAAAGAAUUUUCUAAUCAUCAGAAAAAACUGCAAAAGAGGCUGAUUGUUGACGAAGGAAAAAUCUGGCAAGAAUAUAAUGCAGAGCGCAGAGUUAGAAGUUAGCUCCUUCUGCAUGUCCUUUCAAUAGUCACAUUCAUUAACAUGUUUUGGUGCCUUUUACUUUGUAGGAACGUCUUGGUUAAAGUUAGGUUACCACAGUUGAUUUUGCUUGUACAAAACACAUGAAGAAAAAAAAAAAAAAGAAGCAAAGUGUACGGGAUUACAGUUUGGUGAGUUUGUAUACAGAUCCAUUGUCACAGUUGGGGCAUAUUUUUGAGACCGAAUAGUUGCUAUGUAAAUGUUAUACGAUCAUAUCUA